Cuscuta campestris is the source of this 1372-nucleotide messenger RNA. The record is from the annotation of a GenBank genome assembly. Lineage: Eukaryota; Viridiplantae; Streptophyta; Magnoliopsida; Solanales; Convolvulaceae.
GUAUGCCCCGUUGAAUCCAGAAGAAGAAUCUACAAAAAAACCAUAGCACAGAAGGAGGAGGUUGUGAAGAAGAAAUUCUGGGUGAAAUUCUUGAAGAAGAACCCAUCAUUGCAUGCUUUGAAGUCCCCUUUCAAGACUUCGCAUACAAGACGGGGGGAGAAGACACAGAAAGGAAAAACACCACUAGACCUACCCGAUGGUCUCUAAGAAAAUCCAAAGCCACCCAGCACACAACGAAUCCGGUAGAAGAGAAAGCGGAAGUCCAAGAGUUCGAGAAAAAGAAGAAACAUAUGAAGCCUCAAUCUGAAACAAAGAAGAGAAAAGAAAGAGAAGCUUGCUCCUCACCAAAAUCUCCUGUUAAGAAAUCAAAACUUCUAACAGAUGCUCCAUCCUCAUCUACGCAAGGAAGGGAGACCAUGAGCUCCAAAAUUUCAAACACAGGCUGCAAUUCAGGGAAGCUCUCUAUUAAAUCUUUUUCUUCUACUACUGCAAAAUCUUUCUUUUCUGAUGUUGUGAAGAAAUCCAUUAUACCACAAAGGAAUCUUGAUGUGCCUGACUUUAGCAAGAAAACAAACUUGUUGCCCAUACUCCACUCAAAGAAACUGUUUAAAUAUGUUAUUCCAGCUGGUUCUUAUGUGAAGAAAGUAGUUCAAGAGUUUUUCUACAAUUUAUUUGAGUCAUGUGUUACUGAUGAUGUUCCUUCAUACCACAAAGUCUUUGUUCGUGGAAAGCUUUAUGAUUUCUCACCCUCUGUAAUAAACAACUUCCUUGGCACUACCCCCAAUCCUGCAAUCUCCCCUUUUGCUGAAGAAACUGUGUGGAAUGAGCUCACAAAUGGACUUAGGGACUACCAACAUGGGAAAUCCAAAGUGCCAUCCUCUGUGCUGAAAAGCUUAUAUGCUCUCCUUCUUAAAACUGCUGCUUUUCACUGGCUUCCAACCACUCACACUAACAUAGUACCUCUGUGCAUGGCCAACCUAAUCUACAAAAUAAAAAAUAAUGCUCCUUUUGAUCUAGUAGCUGGAGCAUCCUCAACACCUACACAAAACCCAACUUCAGUAAAUUAUCAGCUCAGCUUUCUAGACAAUGAGAUCAAGGCACUUCAGAUGGAUGCAGAUUAUCACAAUGAAAUUGCUCAAAAGGCUACUGAGAGGAGAAUCAUGCUCAUCCAUAUUGCAAACAACCUGAUACAAACAAGGGGUGCCAGGAGACAGGGGGAGAGUCUGACAAAACAGAGAACAGUUGCUGAUACUGAGGAAAAUAGCCAGGAAGAUAGUGAGAAGGAGUUUCAAUCAUCAUUAGCAGCAUCUGAAGAGGACACCCAAGAGUCUGCUAGGAAAUAAAUGCAGAGGAAUAAACACUCUUUGUGGGG